AUGGUUGAUCUUGAACCAGGAACCAUUGACGCCGUGAGAUCAUCCCAUAUUGGAAACUUGUUCAGACCCGACAAUUUCAUCUUUGGCCAGAGCUCGGCCGGUAAUGUCUGGGCUAAGGGUCACUACACUGAAGGUGCCGAACUUGUGGAUUCGGUGUUGGAAGUGGUGAGAAGAGAAGCUGAAGGUUGUGACUCUUUACAAGGUUUCCAAAUUUCCCACUCAUUGGGUGGAGGUACCGGUUCUGGUAUGGGUACUUUGUUGAUUUCCAAAAUCAGAGAAGAAUUCCCCGAUCGUAUGAUGGCAACUUUCUCCGUUGUCCCCUCUCCUAAAUUGUCCGAUACCGUGAUUGAGCCAUAUAAUGCUACUUUGUCCGUGCAUCAAUUAAUUGAAAACUCCGACGAAACCUUCUGUAUCGAUAACGAAGCCUUAUACAACAUUUGUCAAAAAACUUUGAAAAUGGACCAACCAGGCUACAACGAAUUGAAUAAUUUGGUGUCGUCUGUGAUGUCUGGUGUUACCACAUCUUUGCGUUUCCCGGGCCAAUUGAACUCCGAUUUAAGAAAGUUGGCCCGUCAACUUGGGUUCCUUUCCCAAGAUUACACUUCUUUAUGGGUUGGGCUACGCACCAUUUGA
Meyerozyma guilliermondii ATCC 6260 is the source of this 633-nucleotide messenger RNA. RefSeq names its product beta-1 tubulin (gene TUB2). The coding region runs from base 1 to 633 and encodes 210 amino acids. Gene Ontology annotation, molecular function: GTP binding; structural constituent of cytoskeleton; GTPase activity. Gene Ontology annotation, biological process: microtubule cytoskeleton organization; mitotic cell cycle. The transcript has a single exon. Gene Ontology annotation, cellular component: cytoplasm; microtubule. NCBI's taxonomy places the organism in Eukaryota, Fungi, Ascomycota, Pichiomycetes, Serinales, Debaryomycetaceae. The record is from RefSeq and is a predicted model, not a curated record.